Molecule: messenger RNA, 1485 nt
Organism: Sphaeramia orbicularis (orbiculate cardinalfish)
Lineage: Eukaryota; Metazoa; Chordata; Actinopteri; Kurtiformes; Apogonidae
Gene: ska2
Product: spindle and kinetochore associated complex subunit 2
Exons: 7
Coding region: 47-724 (225 amino acids)
Biological process (GO): chromosome segregation; cell division; mitotic cell cycle
Cellular component (GO): spindle microtubule; outer kinetochore
Molecular function (GO): microtubule binding
Source: RefSeq, a predicted model, not a curated record
CAGCUGACCAAUCACAGAGCUCGCUUCAGACUGGUAACUAUUCAACAUGGAGACUACAGUUGACAAGCUAGAGGCGAUGUUUCAGAAGUCUGAAGCAGACCUGGAAUACAUUGAGAAACGGUUGAAACUUGACUUCAUCAGUAAAGUUGCAGAGAAUGGAUGUCCUGAGGAAAACCCAGCAGAAAUCCUGGAAAACCUCAUGGCUAUCAAGGCCAAACAUACAGCACUGUGUUGUCAGGUGAAGGAGUUAGCAGCAGCGCAGAAAGAGUCCAUGGACUCUAUCAGAAACCAUCUCAACAGCACCAUGGAACUGAUCAAACACUUUCAACAGACGACGGAUGUGGAGAUUGAGCCGCUGACGGAGUCUGAGCAGGGGUCGGCAGAGCUCCUGUGUUCAGCUGCAACAAGUUCCACACCUAGAGAGGUGACUUCUGCUGUGGCGUGUUGUGUCCAGCAGCAGCAGACACUCAGCUCAGAGUAUGAGGAGCUGAGUGAAUCCACAUUUGACUCUGUUCCUCUCAACAUGCGCUCCAAUGUCAAGCUCAGUGACCUCAAUGCUUUCUAUCGGCAGCUGCAGCAACACUCCAAGAAAACUAACAGUUUUGUCAGUGUGCAGAAGAUGAAGGAGCUCAACAUCAAAGUGAGCGAGGCCAAGCUGAAGGUCCUUCAGCAUCUAUCUUUAAUUGAGCUGGACCGGAAAGGCCACGUUCGCCUUGUGAUGUGAGUUUGAUCAGCAGCUGUGGAUUGUCGAUGCAGGAGAUGGAGCUCAGACCAUCAUCAACCUAAACCUGAACCCUAAAACUGGACCGACUGACCCAGCUGACGCUCAGUCACAGACCACAUGCAGUUUAGAUCCACAGGUACAAAAGCAAACUGCAUUCACUAAAGGAAAUCUGAUUAAACACCUUAUCUCAUAAGCAUCACUUCCUAAUAUUGAUACAAAAAGAAAAACUGUAACCCACUUAAAUUAGGUGUGUCAGCAAAGAUAAGGUCCCAUGAGAUGGAGGUCACAGAGAUAUAAGAACCUCUAAGAUACCACAAAAACAGAUGCAUAUUGUUUGAUCAGUGUAGUAAAAAUAUCUGAAUAUUGCUCAUGUAUAAUUAAUAAACUAGAUGAUAUUACCGUCCUGAAUGGAUUACGUAUGACACGUCUUUAUUUCCAUGCUACUUUUAUUUGUGCUUUUAAUAUUUAGCCAAAAUCAUCCUCCCCUUUGAGUAGCUUCCACGUCAGGUGACCUAGUGACAACUGUAAUUCACUGGACAAAUGAGAUGCACCUUGUAUUGGAUCUCACAGCUUCUUUUAUUUUCUACAGUAAAAACAAGCAUAUUUUUCAGUGUAUUCCACAAUAUGAUUGAAUUCUAGGCUCAAUUUGUGAUAUGAGAUAAGGGGUCUAAAAAGUGAUGUGCAGUGCAAUUUUAUCUCAGACUGGAAUCAUAUGAUGUCUUGACUUAUCACUUUUACUAAAAAGCAAAAUAUCAGGCAAA